AUGAACAGUGAAAGACCCUCAUCAAGCUGGUACAGAGGGGUUGUUCUGAAGAAUCCAAAUACCAAGGGAAUUUUUCCAUCUAACUAUGUGCACUUGAAAAAUGCUAAUGUUAAGAACAAAGGGCAAUUUGAAACAGUCAUUCCGACAGAAGACUCUGUCAUCACUGAGAUGACCUCGACUUUGAGAGAUUGGGGCACUAUGUGGAAACAACUUUACGUGAAGAAUGAAGGGGAUUUGUUCCACAGACUAUGGCAUGUAAUGAACGAGAUAUUAGACCUACGAAGACAAGUACUCAUAGGGCACCUAACUCACGACCGGAUGAAAGAUGUAAAGCAGCACAUCACUGCACGUCUUGACUGGGGAAAUGAACAGCUGGGAUUGGAUUUGGUUCCAAGGAAAGAGUUUAGUAUGGUGGACCCGGAUGAAAUCAGUGUUACAGAGCUGUACAAACUGAUGGAACACCGGCAUCGGAAGAAAGAAACCCCCGUCCCCGCUAGCACACACCACUUGUUUGUGCAAAUGAAAAGCCUGAUGAGCUGUAACCUCGGGGAAGAGCUGGAGGUCUUCUUUUCCCUAUACGACAGCCGAGAGAACCGUCCAAUAAGUGAACGAUUCUUUGUACGAUUAAAUAAGAAUGGCUUGCCAAAAUCACCAGAGAAAACUGAAAGACAGUGUACCCUUUUUGUAGAUUUGGGGAACAGUGAUCUCAGAAGAGAUGUAUACAUUACUGUCCAUAUUAUAAGAAUAGGACGGAUGGGAGCAGGAGAGAAGAAGAACGUCAGCAGUGUGCAGUAUCGACGGCCGUUCGGAUGUGCAGUGAUCAGCAUUGCUGACCUGUUGACUGCAGACUCGAAGGAUGAUCACAUUUUAAAAGUUUACAUGUGCAACACAGAAAAUGAAUGGUAUCAAAUACAAGAGAAUAUUAUCCGGAAAGUGAAUGCCCGAUACAGCCUCACAGGCUCCAAUACUGGUCUUGCAGUUUCUCUGCAGCUGUUGCAUGGGGACAUUGAACAGAUCAGAAGGGAGUACAUGGUGCUGUUUACCCGGGGGGUGGCCAUAACAAAAAAACUGGGCUUCUCUGAUAUUAUUAUGCCAGGGGAAAUGAGAAACGAUUUAUAUAUAACCACGGAAAGAGGGGAGUUUGAAAAAGGGGGAAAGAGCGUGGCGAGAAAUGUUGAGAUCACAGCGUAUGUGCUGGAUAUUGAUGGGCAGAUUCUCAAGAACUAUGUCUCUGCAGGUUCGGGAGAGCCAGCAUUAAGUGAAUUUCACUCCUUUGUGCUGUAUCACAAUAACAGCCCCCGGUGGGCAGAGCUGCUCAAACUUCCCCUUCCUGUGGAUAUGUUCAGGGGAUCCCAUGUCCGGUUCGAAUUCAGGCACUGUUCCACAAAAGAAAAGGGGGAGAAGAAGUUAUUUGGGUUUUCCUUUGUUCCGCUGAUGCAGGAAGAUGGCAGGACUUUGCCAGAUGGUACCCACGAACUCAUUGUCCACAAGUGUGAAGAAAAUGCGAACCUCCAGGACUCCGCUCGCUACCUCAAGCUGCCGUUUUCAAAAGGAAAUCUCCCAGGAAGCAACCAAGCUGUGAAAACCACUAAGGAGUCCUUUUGGAUCACAUCAUUUCUCUGCUCUACUAAACUCACACAAAAUGGAGACAUGCUGGAUCUUCUUAAGUGGAGAGCCCAUCCUGAAAGGAUAACAGACAGUCUGUCUAAGUUGAAAGAGAUUGACGGUUCAGAAAUAGUGAAGUUUCUGCAAGACACAUUGGAUACAUUGUUUGGUAUUUUAGAUGAAAGCUCUCAGAAAUACGGCUUGAAGGUUUUCGACUGCUUAGUUCAUAUUAUCAAUUUGCUGCAGGACAGCAAAUUUCAGCAUUUUAAGCCAGUCAUGGAUACUUACAUUGAAAGUCAUUUUGCAGGAGCUUUGUCUUACAGAGACCUCAUUAAGGUGUUAAAGUGGUAUGUGGACCGAAUCGUAGAAGCUGAACACCAAGAACACAUUCACAAGGUGCUCAAGGCUACAGACUAUAUAUUCAAGUAUAUUAUUCAGUCACGUCGUCUGUUCUCUCUUGCCACUGGUGGGCAGAGCGAGGAAGAAUUUCGUUGCUGCGUUCAUGAGCUCUUCAUGUCAAUCCGAUUCUUUCUUUCUCAAGAAAGCAAAGGAUCUAGUCCUGUUACACAGACACAAGCAGUAUUUCUGAAUACCUUUCCAUCUGUCUACUGUGAACUGCUGAAGCUAUUUAGUGUACAGGAAGUGGCUAACUUUAUACGAGACACAUUGGGCAGCUUGCCAGCAGUCACGCAUGCAGAUUGCUCCUUGGAAGCUGUCAAACUGCAGUGCAUUGCAAAAACGGUGGAGAGCCACCUGUAUAGCAACCCUGAUUCCCGCUGCAUUCUGCUACCAGUGAUUUUGCAUCACCUCCAAAUGCAUUUGCAGGAGCAAAAGGACCUUGUCAUGUGUGCACAUAUCCUUGGCAGUAUGUUUUCUCUCAUCAAAAAAGAUAGCACAGAAACAUCAGUCUCUGAAGAAAUAGAUAUAAUUGUGGAAAGCCUGUUGGGUGUGUUGCUAAGAACCAUAUUAGAAAUCACCAACCAACCACAGCUGGCUGGAACUGCCCUACGUUUGCAGUUCCAGGAUGUCACAGGUGAAUUUGUGGCCUGUCUGCUGGUUCUACUCCGACUAAUGACGGAUAAACACUACCAAAAGCUUCUAGAAGGCUUUACAAACAAAGAAGCACUGAGGGAUUUCCUGCUGCAGAUCUUUACAGUGUUUCGGAUUCUUAUAAGGCCAGAAAUGUUUCCGAAAGACUGGACGGUCAUGCGAUUGGUGACCAACAAUGUAAUCAUCACAACAGUGUUGUAUCUCUCCGACGCUCUGCGCAAAAGUUUCCUGAAUGAAAAUUUUGACUACAAGGUUUGGGAUUCUUACUAUUAUCUUUCAGUCAUCUUCAUAAACCAACCAUGUCUUCAGCUCGAGAUGUUUUCACCUUCCAAAAAGAAGAAGGUGUUAGAAAAAUAUGGGGACAUGAGGGUCAUGAUGGGCUGUGAGAUCUUCAGUAUGUGGCAGAAUCUAGGAGAGCACAAGGUUCACUUUAUUCCAGCAAUGAUCGGUCCAUUCCUGGAAGUGACACUUGUUCCUCAGCCAGACCUGCGGAACGUGAUGAUCCCGAUAUUUCACGACAUGAUGGACUGGGAACAGAGGAGAAGCGGCAGCUUUAAACAGGUGGAAGCCAAACUUAUAGACAAGCUGGACAGCUUGAUGUCGGAAGGAAGAGGGGAUGAAACUUACCGGGAGCUCUUCAACAGCAUAAUACCUCUGUUUGGCCCGUAUCCUAGCCUGCUGAAGAAAAUCGAGAGGGAGACCUGGAGAGAGAGUGGGAUUUCAUUAAUAGCCACAGUUACACGUCUAAUGGAAAGACUGUUAGAUUACAGGGACUGUAUGAAGGUUGGGGAGGUAGAUGGCAAAAAGAUCGGAUGCACAGUUAGUCUGCUGAAUUUCUACAAAACAGAGUUAAACAAGGAAGAAAUGUAUAUACGUUAUAUACACAAACUGUAUGAUCUACAUUUGAAAGCACAGAACUACACAGAGGCUGCCUACACACUUUUACUGUACGAUGAGCUGCUCGAGUGGUCUGACAGGCCUCUGAGAGAGUUUCUCAAUUACCCUAUGCAGACUGAGUGGCGGCGAAAAGAAUACCUGCAUCUCACCAUUAUUCAGAAUUUUGACAGGGGGAAAUGUUGGGAGAAUGGUAUAAUCCUCUGCAGGGAACUUGCAGAUCAAUAUGAGGCCUACUAUGACUACAGGAAUCUUAGCAAGAUGAGGAUGAUGGAAGCUUCCUUAUAUGACAAAAUAAUGGAUCAACAGCGCCUGGAGCCGGAAUUCUUCAGAGUUGGGUUCUAUGGAAAGAAGUUUCCCUUCUUUUUAAGGAACAAGGAGUUUGUUUGCCGGGGACAUGACUAUGAGAGACUGGAGGCCUUCCAGCAGCGAAUGUUGAAUGAGUUCCCACAUGCUAUCGCCAUGCAGCACGUCAACCAGCCUGACGAGACCAUCUUUCAGGCAGAGGCACAAUAUUUACAGAUCUAUGCUGUAAGCCCUAUCCCUGAAAGUCAAGAUGUUCUGCAGAGAGAUGGAGUACCUGACAAUAUCAAGAGCUUUUAUAAAGUCAACCACAUCUGGAGAUUCAGAUAUGACAGACCUUUCCAUAAAGGAACAAAGGAUAAAGAAAAUGAAUUCAAGAGCUUGUGGGUGGAACGGACCACACUGACAUUAGUGCAGAGUUUACCUGGAAUCUCUCGAUGGUUUGAAGUGGAAAAACGAGAGCUGGUGGAGAUGAGUCCUCUUGAAAAUGCUAUUGAAGUAAUAGAGAAUAAAAACCUGCAGCUAAGAGCACUCAUUACUCAGUGUCAAGCUAGACAAAUGCACAAUAUCAACCCACUCACAAUGUGCCUGAAUGGAGUAAUUGAUGCUGCUGUUAAUGGUGGACUUGCAAGAUACCAGGAGGCAUUUUUUGUGAAGGACUACAUUGUGAACCACCCUGAGGAUGGAGAAAAAAUUGGACGCCUGAGGGAGCUUAUGUUUGAACAGGCUCAGAUUCUGGAGUAUGGAUUAGCUGUCCAUGAAAAGUUUGUACCUCAGGAUAUGAGACCAUUGCAUAAAAAGCUGGUUGAUCAGUUUCAUCUGAUGAAAUCAAGUUUGGGAAUACAGGAUUUCCCAGCAUAUAUUCGUGCAAGUCCUGUUCAUUUCGCCAAUGGGAGUCCACGUGCAUGCAGAAACUCUGUUCCUAAUGUCAUAAGCCCUGAUGGUGCUAGAGUAAUCUCCAGGCGCAGCCCUCUGAGCUACCCAGCCGUCAACAGAUAUUCGUCCUCUUCUCUCUCAUCACAAGCCUCUAAUGAAGUAAGCAACAUCACAGGACAGUCAGAAAGUUCUGAUGAAGUCUUCAACAUGCAGCCAAGUCCAUCUACCUCAAGCUUAAGUUCUACUCAUUCCGCCUCUCCAAAUGUGACCAGCUCUGCUCCAUCCAGUGCCAGAGGUUCCCCAUUGCUGUCCGACAAACACAAACAUUCCAGAGAGAACUUCUGCCUCUCUCCAAGAGAAAGGCCCUGCAGUGCCAUUUACCCAAACCCCUUGGAAGCCCCGCAGAGGAUGAUUGCUCAUCAAAUUGGGGAUAACGCCUUACCAAGAAGUGAUCCAAAUAUUUCUGCACCAGACAAAGUAGUGCAUCCCACUCCUAGCAGCUGGAGUCUGGAUAGUGGUAAAGAAGCAAACACACAAUUUUCAGAAACUGUUGGAAAGUUGAUAUGUCCACCUGUACCACCCAGAACUCCACAACCAGGCUCUCCUGCAAAAAACAUGCAGCCUCUGUCUCCAGUAACUACCCUCAGAUCGCCACAAAAGCAGAGCUCUGUGCAGUCAUUUACUCCAUCUCCUACUGAGUACCAGUCCUCUGGAUUGGUAUCCAACUCUCCGGUUCUGUCAGGAAGUUACAGCAGUGGGAUCUCGUCGCUGAGCCGGUGUAGUGUAUCAGAAACAUCUGGCACUGAAGCUCAUCCAAGUGAUCAGAUGCUAACACCGUCAGCCUCCAGUGGUUCUGAUGAACUGACAAGGAGGGAGAAUAAAACCCCUCCACCUUACAGUGUCUAUGAACGUUCAAAUGCAAGGCGACCAGUGCCACUACCUCACAGUCUCUCUGUUCCUGUCAGCUCAAAUCCACCAGCUCUCCCGCCAAAACCACACCAGCUCCGACCCAACAAACUGGAACAUGAAGGCAAAAGACGUGAACAAGUCUCGAGGCCUAGGCCACUGCCUAGAAAAGUGUCUCAGCUAUAGCUGCUGAUUUAUUUUUUGCACACUUUCCUUUUUUAUUAAUGAAUUUUAGGAAGAUCAUACAAUGUAAAUGGUCAACAUUUACACACAACUGCAAUCAGUGUCUUUAGUAUAGCAGGCUAUGUUUAAAUGAACCCUUUGAAAUUAAAGCAUGGUACUGUGAUUUGAAGACAUACACAACUUUAAAACAUGUCUAAUUGGUUUUGAUAGGUGCCCAAUUGUGAAUAAGGAUUAAGCACAGGUUUUUUUGCCUUAAAUAUUUAAUAAAAACAUUAACAAUGCUGUGACAGUAAGAUUAAUUGCUACAAGGCAUGCAAAUCACUGGACACAGUUUAUUAACAGCUAAAGGUGCUAGAUGUUUCUUAUAUUCCUUUAGGCAUAGUAUCGUUUCAGACAAUUCACCUGUCUAAAAACUAGUUUUAAAUUGGUGCUGUGGGCUAUUCUAAGUAUCGUGCCAAAGGAACAUUUAUGAUUUUAUGUUUACUGGAACAAUAGAGUAUAACUGGAAGUGAUUACCCGAAGGAUGAUUAACUUUUACUGUGCGCAGUUAAAUGAGCUUUCCCAUUAAGUGUAUGUAAAAACAACCUUAAGCAUUGUCUGUCUGAUUGCAUGAGCCUAUAUUAAGCAAUAUAAGUUAUGCAGUCCUGGGUUGAAGUAUGUUUAGACAACGCACAAAUGGGUUUUACAGUUAACCACAAGCAGUAUUUUAACAGUUUUUCAACUAAACAACAUGAAACGGUGACUUUAAAAGAAAUGUAUGUUAGGACACUGGCAACAUAACAAAUGUACUGUACUGUAAAAUUUCAAUUUUAAACUUCACAAAUGUUACCAUCUGCUGACAACCAUUACGGAAAAGGGCUUCCCCCGCUUUAAGAAUCAAACUUUAUGCAUUCUAUUUGCAGUGCUUUUGUCAAUUUUAAGAAAAGCGGUGUUUAGCUACUUGUUUGUACAAAAUUGUGUGAGCUACUGUUUAAUUGUUCCGGGGGAACAUCGUUGACAGAAUGUACUGUAAAAGUAAAUUUCAGUUUUACAGUAUUAGUUGUGGGUGAAUUACACCCAUGCUUCAGACACGAUUAAUUGUGAGGUGUUUUUUUUUUUUUUUUUAUAUUUCAAUGGACCGUGUAUAUUGCUUAAUUUAAACAAUGUGACCAGUUGUUGUUUUUUUUUUUGAAAUACUAAAUAUAGCAUUCUAAAUCUGUUUUAAUUUUUGAAUGGUUUAGUUUUUUGGUUUUUUUUUUUUUUUUUUUUGUGUAAUUGCAAUUAAAUAGUUACCAGAAUCAGUACGUGUGAAAAAAACCAGUCAAAUUACAAAGACGAGAUUGUUGUAAGUAUACCAAAUAUGUAUUACAAUUAUUGUACAUAAUGUGUUUUUAACAAAUGUAGCCAUAUUGAAUUUACAGCUUUGAAUGUUGCAAGAACAAAUUAUAACUAUAAAUGUUAAAUACAUAUAUGUUUUAGUGAGGAAAAAACAAUUGAUUUUAACUGCACCUAAUGUGUUUACUUGUUUAAGUAACUACUACUAAAAAUUGUUUAAUUUUUUUCUUUUGACAAGCUAAUGUUUUUCAUUAAAUAACAUUUCAUAUUAUUUGCUUAAAAUAAAAGUACUUGGGUCACAAUAUUCAUACUGUAGAAAAUCUGCUUAUUUUUCCUGGGUUGUAAAAGCUGUUUGUUGUACAAAUAGUGUUAAGUAUAGCCAUGUUUAUAUUUGGUGACUGCACACUGUAGGAAAAAUAUUCUAUGUGAUUUCUUUUUAUGUUUUAUGGAUGCACAAAUUGUCUAUGAAAGAACGUUCAAUUGGAAAUAAAAUCUGAUUUUAAAGAACAAAACAACAAUAAAAUUAACUGAAAUAAUGCAGAA
Polyodon spathula (Mississippi paddlefish) is the source of this 7674-nucleotide messenger RNA. Its product is annotated as dedicator of cytokinesis protein 4-like. The transcript is spliced from 52 exons. The coding region runs from base 1 to 5820 and encodes 1939 amino acids. Gene Ontology annotation, cellular component: cytoplasm; plasma membrane. Gene Ontology annotation, molecular function: small GTPase binding; GTPase activator activity; guanyl-nucleotide exchange factor activity. Gene Ontology annotation, biological process: cell chemotaxis; small GTPase-mediated signal transduction. NCBI's taxonomy places the organism in Eukaryota, Metazoa, Chordata, Actinopteri, Acipenseriformes, Polyodontidae. The record is from RefSeq and is a predicted model, not a curated record.